UAGACGCGAGUACGAUUCUUGUUUGGGCGGACAACGUGAAAAAACGGACGACCUUUGUAUACCGCGUUAUAAAACAAAACACACGCAUCGAAUCGAACGCGUAAUUUGUCGGUUAUAAAUACGGGUGUUUUGAGCGUGAUAUAUAUUCGUAGCGUGUGAAAUCAGUGCGACGGAUAUCAGUGAAAAUCCAGAAAGAGAAAAGCAUCGAUUGUCCUUUGUGUGAUCGUCGUUACUCGGCUUUUUGUUCCUUGGGACGCCACCGCGACGUGUCGUGCUUGGGGCUCGAACGAGUGAGAGUCUCAUCAUAAGCUUCGAGGUCCAAUUGCAAACAUCAUCGUGUUAUACCUGCGCGUCCCUCUCACAAAGUGCGGCUCAUCGAAGGUCUCGCUGUCUCAGCGAUUGAGAGACGUGGAAUGAUAUUUCGUCGAAAUUGAAGGUGCAGCCAAGCUCGGUAGGCAACGACGUGACACGCGAACCAAAUAUUUGAUACGUUAGGUAAGAAGUAUGCUGCAUAUCGUCAAAGUUGAAAAAAAAAUCGAUUUAACGGAAUAUUCGCAUAGUGUAACAGUUUCGCGCGUUAUUUGUCCGAUUUUUUAUAAAGUGCAAGAGUAAUCAGUUCGUUGAAUCCUUGAAAUUUGAGGUUGUGACACAGUUGUGCUUCGGUGACUAAAGAAAUCGAUAGAUCGUAAAUCGAUAGGUGAGACACGACCGAAGUAAUACAGUCGCUGGUGUUGAUUCUUUAUGCGACGUUUAUAUGUGUGUUCAUUUAUUCCAUAUACGAUAGAAAAAGUGCAAGCAAGAUAAAAGAUUAGAUGCAAUAUACGACACAUGAGGAGCAAAUUCAUUUAGAAUGUCACGAUCGUUUUACGAAGCCUUCCUCCUCGUGUGUCGUAUUCUGGCGCGAAGUCAAGUGUACAUAAUCGUAAAAUCGCAAAACUAGAAACAACAUACGAAUCCCAAGAGUUCGUUUCGCGAGCAAUGGCCGAGAGGCUGUUGGAGCUCUCGGGUAAGAAGACGGCGAGAAAGAGAGAAGGGCGCCUCGUAGUGGCUCCGAAGGAAAGGAAAACUCACCGUUCGCCGGCUUAUAGACAACGUCGGGUUCGCUUGCUUUCUUUCUUUUUCUCUCCCGUCUUUCCCCUCUUCUCCCUUUCACUCGACUCGAGGCUUGCACGAAAUCGCGUGUCGCUCCCGUACCGCGUAGAAAUGUCGCCUCCUCCGGAUCACGACGUUCCGUGAUCGCAGCUGUGCGCACAGCCGACGUUCCUCUUCCUUCUUCGUGGCCUUCCUCUCCGCCUACGAUCCGUUGGAAAUUCAAUUUCUGUGCAAACUUGUGAAAUCAAGAAGAAACGAAAAGUAGAAACUGGACAUAUUGGAUAUAGAGAAGAGCAAAUCACAAAGUAACCGAGAGAUAAAGUGACGCGAAAAAAGAAAUUCGAAAGAGAAAUUCAUAGUCGUUGUGUGUAUCGAACCAGAGAAAAAGAAAGAGCUUAUUGUCCUGAUUUAGAAGAAACGUGUUGGAGAAAGAGGAAAAAAAUAGAAAGAGAAAAAUAAUAGACGAACGCGAGCAACCGUGCGUCAUGCGUGUAUCUACACAUACAUCUCACAGAAUAGGAUAAAGGGCACGUGUGGGAUAGAAAUAAAUAAGAUCAGAGAGGAAUACAUUGGAAAGGAUGCGUCCGAUUUUCUAGUGAUUGAAUGUAAGCCUCGUUGCUUGAUACGUGGAUGAAAAAAGUGUUGCUGGAAAAACAACGGAAGAAGGAGAAGAAAAAAAAGGAAAGAAGGAGAAGGGGAAAAAGAAAAGAAAAGCGGCAAACGGCUGGCGACAGAGGAGGCUACUUCCGGUGAGCGACAAUAAGGAGUUGGAGCGACCGAAGGGAGUCUUUAAGAGGUUCCUGCGCGAUGUCGACGUCAUCCAGGGUGUGAUGGGGCCUCGUGGAGUCGGCUUUUACUAUGAGUUGAGGUCCUGUAAUUAAUCGGGACUGGCAUGGAGAAGGAGAACUCCGCAUCGGGCGGAGGUGGCGGGGGCGGUGGAGGUGGCGGAGGCGAAGCGGCGGCCGCGGCGACUCCAGGCGCCACCUCCGCCUCCGAGAAACUCCAGGCGGACCAGGCCAAUCCGUUGCUCGAUCCAACUGCGCUCUUCGGCGCGUAUUGGCCUCGGAGCGACAGUGCAGCUUCGUCGCUUUUCGGCGGUAUGCCGGGCGGAUAUGGAUUGGGGGCCCAUCAUUUGCCAUCGGCUUACGCUAUCCUGGGCCGUGGAGGUUCUGCUCCCGGAUUCGGGGGUCACACACCGGCUUCCGCUCCACCGCCACCCCCGUAUUCCCACAGCAGCCUUGGUACUCUGAGCGUGGCUGCCAGUCAGGCUGCAAGUUUAGGUAUCAAUCCCGCGAGUGCAGCAUGGUGGACGAUGGCCUCACACUUAGCGGCACAGGACUACCUCGCGAGGUUACAAGGAGCGGCAGGAUUGCCCGGAUUUCCGCCUGGCGCCGAGAGCCUCCUGCCACCAUAUCCUGCCUCGCUACUUAAUCCCCCGUCCUUGUCGUCCCACAAGUCCAGUAAGUCUAAGUCAAGCAAGAGUCACAAGACUCCCGCGAGCAGUAGCAGCUCGACGACGCCAAGUAUGACGAGCAGCAGUUUACCGGUCUCGACCCAAGCGCCGGUCACGUCCUCUCAUCACAGCACGUCGGCGAGCACCACGCCGAAUUCCCAAACGAACGUUGUCAGCGAUCCUAGCAGUAUAUUAGGAGGUGUACGCCUGCCACCCGAUACAGAGAUUAUCAAAUACACGUCGAGCAUAGUCGGUCCAAAGGUUCCUGGCACAACGAACCGCGGUAGAAAGAAGACCAUAUCCUUGGACACGCCGAGCGUGAGCGUACAUCCGCCCCCCGUACCCGCUCUCACCGCUCAUCAAACAAACACGACCACCACGUCACUGAUGAUGGAACCGAGAAAGUAUAAUCGCACGGGGAGCGAGUCGAACGAUUACAGGGAGUCGGUGGAUCGCGUGGAGGUGAUCAAAUUGCCGGCACAUUCGACGAACGGCUCCGUUCUACCGGCACCAUCUUCCUACACGACCACCACCAACACGAGCAACUCGAACGAUUCGGACGCGCCGCUGAACCUCUCGUUGAAACCGGCGACGACCAGCAGUAAUUCGCCGAUUUCCGGCAGCCAGCCGCUCAGCCAGCUCAGUAAUUUAAGUCAGUCGUUACUCGCCUCCGAUCGAACUUCGAGAAGAAAGCCAGGACCGAAGCCUCGAAGGGUGCCGCAGAACUCCGUGCCGGUGCCGGCAUCCCCUAGCCCUUCGUUGGCGCAGCUGUUCGCCGCCGCCGAUUCACCGCAACGACCGAGCAGCGGGAGCGAGGAGAGCGAGAGCGCAAGCACGACCCACCACAAGGACGGCCGGCCAAGGAACCUGGGUCGCGGCGUUUCGAAACCGAAGAAGAACACGGUUGCCUCGUUGCUCGCUCAGAGCAGAGCCCUGGGAAUCAAACCGACGCCCACGUUGGACCCCAGUGUGCCAUUGUCCCAUCAGGUCUCGUUACUGAGGUCGAAUAUUCUGGCUGCUCAAUUGCACGCUACAGCGACCGGUCAGACCGGUCAGACAGAUGACAAGAAUCAGCGGUCUUUGCAGGAGAAGAUGAAGAACAAGUUGCUCGAGGUCUCCGGCGAGGAGAGCAACAUGGACGUGACGAGCGAAAGCGGUAGCAACACAGACGUUGUGACGGAUACCGACGACGACAACACGGACGGCGUCUCAAGCGCGAAGAGAAGAAAGGUGAAGCCCAGCGAGAGGGAUCUCCAGGUGCCGUUGGAGCGCGGUUGGAAGCGGGAGACCGUCAUCAAGGGAUUGGGGAAGUCGGGAGUGAUAAAGGGUGACGUGUCUUAUUACAGCCCUUGCGGAAAGACGUUCAGAAGCAGCCCGGAUUUAGCCAAGAAUUGGCUGUUUCAGUUUCUAGAGCAACAGAAUCCGCCCGAGUUGACGACCGCCAACUUCUCGUUCUCCUCUCGCCCACUUGUAGGCGAGUUUCUACAACCGACUAUGGGCCUCGCGGAGGCGGAAUUCGUCAGGUUGGGGGCUCAGGAAGUGGCGAGAAGGUUGGAGGAGUUGAGAGCCGCGGGUGGUUUCAGGGAUUCGAGGACGAAUAACCAAUACGAGAGGGAGAAGUUGGCGUACGCGAAAAAAUUGGCCAAGGAGGAGGCGCAGCGACACAAGGAACAAGCUAGGUUGAUCAAGGAGCAAGAGAAAACGGAGAGACAGGAGGCGGUUAGACGGGAGCGGGAGAUUAGGAAUCAACAGUUGCUCGAGUUGGUUGCGAAGCUCGAAAAAGGCUCAGCCUAUCCUCUUCACAGUGAGACCACGCUAGAAAUCCAACCACCACCUACCACAACCAUCACCACCACUACCACUACCACCACGAUCAUUCACCCAAGUUGCUCAAAACAAUUGUUUACGAACGUCCUCCUCGAACGAAGGACGGGCCACCGUCGAAAAGAGCGACGGGUGUCACUCGCACGCGUACCACCACGUAAUCACGUACCUGCGAUUAACACGAUCGAUUAUUGGGCAUCCCUAAACCUACAAACGCAGGGUCGAAAGCGGCUAGCGUUCACGAUCAAGCAGAAAAUGAAGAUCAUCCAAGAGAUCGAACGCGGUAAGAGCAAGAGCGACGUGGCGCGCGAGCUGGGUCUGGCUAGCAGCACGGUGGCCACCAUCUGGAAGAAUCGGGAGAGCAUCGCGGAGAGCUGGAGGAAUCGCGACAUGAUGCAGCAGCACUCGGAUGUCGAGGACCCGGUCGCGAAAAAAACCGGCCUCCCCUCCGCGUCGUCCAAUUUGGCGUCUGUCACGUCACUGGUAACGAAUAGCACGGUGUUGAACACCGUGAACGCAACCAACAACACCACCACCAGCACCACGUUGCCCACAGCCGUCGUGGUGCCGCCUCCGCAGGUGCAGGUGGUGCCGCCACCGCCACCGCCACCACCACCACCACCACCACCACCACCACUACCACCACCACCACCACCACUACCACCACCACCGCCAUCACUGCCUCUCCCAUUGCCGACCACCUCCGCAACGGUCGCCCCUCCGUCGACGUCGCAACCCACGCAGCUCUCCACGACGCCAACCUCCAGCACCACGUCCACAGGCACCACCACGACCAACGCCAGCAUCAUGGACAAUACCCAGCAGGCCCAGACCCAGACGCAAAGUCAGGAGCUUCUGGAGGCUCGGAAAAAACGGCAGGAAGAGGUGGAGAAGAUACGACUGGAAGAACAACAACGAAAGCAACAGGAACGCGAGCUGAAGCGGCAGCAGGCAGUUAUGCUGAAAGAACAGAUGUACAUGCAGGAGCUCACCAAGCAGCGCGAGAUGCUCUACACCGUCGAGCUGGAAAGAGAACGAAGGAGGCAGCACAUGGCAUUGGUUCGAGCGUUAGAAAACCGCCGAAAAAUGGAGGAAAGGGAGAAAAAACGAUUGGAGGCGAGAGCUGAGAGAAUAGCAACGAAAGAGAAACGUGCCGAACAAAGGAAGAUGGAGAUGGAACUGAUCGAACAGAUCAGAAAGCCUGUUGAAGAUAUGGAACUAACUGAUCAUAGAUCACUGCCAGAAUUAAAACGAAUACCUGGUCUGAAAUUAUCCGGCCAAGCGUUUGCAGACAUCGUAAUGGUGUUUGAAUUUCUACAUAAUUUCGGCGAGACUUUAGGCUUUGAUAUGGAAUCGCUCCCAAGUUUAAAAAGCCUUCAAUUAGCGUUGCUCAAUGACGAGGAAGCAGAGGAAGAGCUUCUGUCCGUGAUGACACAUCUGUUAGUAUGCGCAAUCGAGGAUCCAGGAAUCCCUCAACCAGCGAGACACACGACAGGCCUUGGUCAAAGCCUCCGACAAGCUGACAUAACGCAUGCCAACAUCAGUGAGGUGUUACGAAUCUACUUAUACGCGAACGCGACAGGAGAAGUGAAGGCUCUGACAGGAGUAUGUCUAGAACGAGAACGCGAUAAGAAAUUUGCCGAUCAUCAUCAGAAUGGUGGUGAUUAUGCUUCGACCUGUUCGGGCAAAAAUGCUCAAUUUUACGAGCAUCUACAUAAUAACGAAACAUGGAGGAUGUCCGAAAGGUUGCGAGACAAACCAUUCCUAGCUUUGAAUCCAACACACAAGGCACAAAUGCUCGCGUUCCUUUGUAACGAGCUAUUGCAGAACAAAGCUGUGAUCAGACAGAUCGAAGGAAGCUUGGAAACAGUAGCUCAAUUAAGAAAAGAAAGAUUCGUAUUGGACACAAAGAUAAGAAAAUUGAGACAGUUACAUAGUCGAAAGGUACGAAUGGAAGCAGUGGGUGUAAUAGUUAAUAAAACUGGAGACACCAUUACAAUUGAGAAAAAAGAGGGCGAUGAGGAGGGUAACACAUCAUCAACGGCAGUAGGUACGACACCCACUCCUGAUGAGAUUCAUCAUGAAGAUGAAGUUGAAGACAUGUCCGAAAAUGAGAGUGAAGGAACUCAACCUGAGGAGGAAGAAGACAAAAAUCUCUCUGGUGAAGAGCUCGGUAAAAAGUUGGACAAAUUAUUAAAACAAUCAGAAGAACAAUUGCAAAAAUUGAAUAGCUCUUCAAAACAACUACGAGCCCACAUAUUUGGUCAAGAUAGGUAUUGGAGAAGAUAUUGGGAGUUAGCAUGCGCAGGUGGCAUUUUCGUCGAGGCCAUGGAAAGCGCAGAACCUGAAAUCCUCGAGUUGCAAGCUGAAUUAGACGAAAAGUACAAAGAUGUAUCGAUGGAGGAGAAAAGAGAAACAAAACAAGAAGACACUAAAGUCGAAAAUCGCGAGAAUGAAGCUCCUAAUGACGUAAAGAAGGAAAAGAAGUUCAAUUCAAAUGAUCAAGAAGAUAUGAAACCUUUAAUAGAGAAAACGAAAUCUGAAAUUGAAGAUGUUAAUUGUAAGAAAGAACCUAUGCAAAACUGUGAAAAUUUAACGAAUGUUAAAGAAGAGAAAAAGAAUGAUUUAGAUAAUUCAAUGACUGAUGCAAAAACCAAUGUUACAUCUGAAGAGAUUAAACAAGAAACAGAAGUAAUUAGUAUGGAUGUGGAUGUCAAAGAAGAAACAAAAAAAGAAAAUGACGAAACGGAUGAAGAUAUGAAACCAGCGGUAAAGAUGAUGGAAGAUAAAAUUGUUGAAACAAUUCCAAACGGUGAUAAAUUCAAUCAUGUGAAUAACCUUCAUAAUGGGAAGGAAUUGAAUGGCACCUUUAUUUCCAAUAAUAGUAACGAAUCGAAUUGGUUCUCAAUUUUACCUCGGGAAACUUGUGAUACUCCAGGACCAAGUACCAAACAAAUAUUUGGAAUAGCCGAACCAACUGAACUUAGAAUACCAGUAUUUCCUCCACCGGCUAGUCCAAAUUAUGAUAGAUGUGAUAGUCCUGCUCCUUUAAUUUUGACUCAAGACGAAGCAGCGCAACUUGAAUAUUUAAAAGUUCAUGGUCUACCACCUCCUGGAGAAGCUAAACCAGUACCAAAUGACUUAAGAUAUGGCUGGUGGAGAAUAACGGAUGUCGAUACGUUUCAAGAAUUGUUGGAACAUCUUCAUUCUCGCGGUGUUCGCGAAAAAGAACUAAAACGUACAACGUGGGCGACUAUGGAAUCUUUCUUAGCUGUUACAGGCAAGAUCAACGUAGAUCCUGGCAAUCUUACUGCUACAGAACUUCAAGCGACACCUGAUGAACCUGAUACGCCAAUUCCAAAACCAGACAAUCCGGCAGUCUGGAGUGAACAAGUUGCGCUACGCGUGGAUGCGCAAUUAUUGGAACAAGUUGAGGCCCUAGAAGAUAAAGUCGCAAAUGCCAGCAUGCAGGUCAAAGGCUGGAAACUGCCUCCACGGGCAGGAACCGAGGAGGCUGAAGAAAUUGAAAAACUGAACGAAAUGGAAAAGAUCAGUGCAGUUGAACAAGCACGGCAAAGGUUAUUGUCUCUAGAGGCCGCUAUAGAAAGGAGAUAUUUGAAACCACCGUUAGGUGUUUGUACGGGAGAUCCAAACUUAGCGGCUUUAAAGGCAGAACAAGCAGCUGCUGCAAAUGCGAAUUCGAAUAAUUCGGAUCAGAGCAAUCAGACCCCAGUACCUCAAGAAGAAACAACUCCAAGAGGGCUAAACAACUGGCGAGAGGCAACAGCUCGAGCACAUACAUCCGCUCAGCUGGCCAUGGCACUUUAUAUGUUGGAGGCUAGCAUCGCUUGGGACAAGAGCAUCAUGAAGGCUGUGAGUCUAACACCAGCUAGAAACUCGGUCUGCGUCAAGCUACGAAACCGCUGCGUCUCACUCAAAGCUACCACUCAAUACAAUCAGCUAUUGACUACUUCUCAGGCCUCUAAUUGUCAAUUUUGUCAUAGCGGAGAUAACGAAGACAAAUUAUUAUUGUGUGAUGGUUGUGACCGCGGCUAUCAUACUUAUUGUUUCCGUCCAAAAAUGGAAAACAUUCCUGAUGGUGACUGGUAUUGUCACGAAUGCAUGAAUAAAGCAACAGGGGAACGAAACUGUUUGGUAUGUGGAAAGAGAGUUGGUAAAAAUUUAGUAUUAUGUGAACUCUGUCCAAGGGCUUAUCACACUGACUGCCACAAUCCUGUUAUGCCAAAAAUGCCAAGGGGAAAAUGGUAUUGUUCUAAUUGCCACAGUAAACAACCAAAGAAGAGAAAUAGUAGUCGAAGGAGUCAUACCAAAGGGGGAGGCACCAGAGAAAGUGAAAGUUCUGAUCAUCCACCAGCUAGUCCAACGCCGUCAACGGCAUCGAACACACACGUAGAGGACGUCAGUUCAUCGGAACCAGCAACCCCAACUGCCUCACCACGGAAGGAGGGAAACAAUAGGACGCUCACGAAGAAACAACAACGAGAGUUGGCUCCUUGUAAGGUGCUACUCGAACAGUUGGAGCAACAGGACGAGGCCUGGCCGUUCCUCUUGCCGGUGAACACCAAACAGUUUCCUACCUACAAGAAAAUUAUUAAAACACCCAUGGAUCUCAGUACUAUUAAGAAGAAAUUGCAGGAUUCCGUGUACAAGUCUCGCGAUGAGUUUUGCGCCGAUGUCAGACAGAUGUUCAUCAACUGCGAGGUAUUCAACGAGGACGACAGUCCCGUGGGGAAGGCCGGACAUGGGAUGCGCAGUUUCUUCGAAAUGCGUUGGACCGAGAUUACUGGCGCACCACCUCCACACCCGCAAACGCAUAGCUGAGGCUCGGUUCGUUCUCGCAACACCUGCAACAGUUUUGCCCACUUCUACUACUAGAGGGUAAAACCCUCGAGAGUAUCAUUAGGAAUAUCAUCGAAGAGAUUAAUCGCGAGACCUGUUUUCUCUGUGCUCUGUCGGCCUCGUUCUAGCGGUCGAUUGAACAACUUUAAUUCUAAUAGAGAAAAAAAUAAUAAUAAAACUCCACGAAUGCGGAUACAUCUUCGUGCGCGUCGCGUUACGUGCGUGUUCUAUUCGUCUCUGAUCUUUUAUUCGUUAUUCGCCCGUAAUCGACGCUCGCGUGGGCGCUUCUCGCAUUCUAACCAUACAUAUACUUUAAUGCUCGAAAAUAAUCCAAUGGUGGCGAACGUUUUUAACGGCCCGUACUUCUCUCUGUAGCAUCAACGAUGAACUUAAAAAACGCGAUGUUACAAGAAUUCUAUAUUCGUCGAGACGCUUCUGCCGAACAAAACUCAAGUUGCGUUUAACGAACCUCAUAAGGAUUGUAAGUAGGAUAAAUAAGAGAAGCUUUAUCGAGGCCAGAAGCCGUAACAGAGAUUUUACGUAUACAAUUACGUUUUGUGAUUUGGAGCUUUUUAAAAUCGACGCGACUAAAAUAUCCAUAUGUGGGAUACUCUAUUGAAGCCUCCAACCUGACCUCCUCCUCGAGUAGAAAUGAAAUGCAAUGCAGAUGGUCACUGUACUUACCAAGUAAAACAAGUAAAUUUUGCCUAAGCGAACAAGAUGUAAUUUGCGAUUGUAUUAUACAGGCUUAGUGCCGGCAAAAGAAAUAUUUUGCAAAGUAAUGAAUGUGAAAAGAAGAGGUAUAUAUAAAUAAAUAUAAAUAUAUAUGUAUAAAUAUGAAUAUAGUGUAUAUGUAUACUAUAUAGAUAGUCACAUCACAUGAAACAUGCAAAACACACAUAACACCUCUGCCCACAAAAACAUCAGCACGAUAAGGGUAACAUUUGCUGUAGAGUAAGAUAUGCAACAUGACGAUGAAGUCAAUCUUCCAAUUAAGGACAUAAUUUAUGCCAUUCCACGGAUUUUGUCUCUAAUUUUUAUUGAUUUGUUUUUUAUUUUAAAUAUUUUUUGACUCACACAUGGGUUAUUGAUUAAAUGAUUACACAUAAAUAUAAUAAUUUAAUAACUCAAUGUGAAUUUUGACAACAGAAAUGUGAAUCUUUAUCCACAUUACAAGAAAUUUUAAAUAAUUUACAAAGGAGAAAAUUAAACUUUAAAUAAAUAAAAUAUGUAUUUGAAAAUGUAUAAAGAUAAAUAUGAACAGUUUUUAAUAACUAUGUUUUAAAAAAUCAAUUUAGCAUAUUCUAAAUCAAUACUGCAAUUAUUCAAUUAAUAUCAUUCGAAUCAAAUAUCAUAUUUAAAAGCAAUAUAUAUUAAAGUUCUAUUUAUUUUAAUGAAUGAUUAAUUGUAUACGUUGAAUGGCACGUUUCUUUUAACAAAGAAAGAAUGAAAUUAUAAAUUUUAAAGCAAGUAAUAAACGAUCGUUUUUUCUUUUUUUUUCUUUUUUUUUUUUUUUUAAAUAGUUUUAUCCUAUAUGAUGCGUAGCAUUACUAUGAAAUGUAAGCGUCGUUGAAUUUUAUCCGCAUCGAGUUCCAAACAGGACCUCAUUUAAUUGUUCGUAAUAAUACGUCAGUUUUUUAAGCGAUAUAUUCGAUUUUUCGAUAGGAUUAUAAUAAUGUAAUAUCUCACAUGCAGUGUACCCGGGAUGAUGAACAACAACCCAAACACGUUUCGAAAUGAAUAUCGUGCAUCAGGGCGUUGUAAGAACCUACUACGUAUGAAUGAUGGUGUCGGUAGUAAGUUUUGGAUUAAUUAAUAAAUCGCGGUACCUUCGCAAAUGUGACCAUCGCGUGACGUUGAAACGAUUAACACAAUGAUAUCUUGUUUUUUAUGUAAUUGAUGUACAUUAUUGCUCGUAAUAGCGGAUAGUUAUGUAAUAACGAAGGUUAAAGAAAAGAGAGAGAGAGAGAGAGAGAAAGAGAAAAAGAGCGUACGUAAGAGAGAGAGAGAGUUGGUUCGGCCGUAGUGAUAUGUGCUAAACAUUCGUAGUAUGUAAAAGUAUUAGCUAGAUUAUAAAAUGCCGUGUGAAAACGAUUACAAUGUGAAAGAUGAUUAAAAAAAAAAUAUGCGAGAUGCAAUUGGAUACGCAAAAUGGAUGUAUUAACAUCCUGAUAUAAUCUAAGAACGAUUGAUAGCGGUAAGAUCGUAACGAGUAAAUCGCGCGUUUCUUUAUUAUGACUUCUUCAUUUGCAAAUACCAUGAAUAUGUAAAAAUUUAUAUUUUUUUUGUUAAUUUUAUAUUUCUAUAAAUCAUCAACAUACGCUUUUUAUUUUUUAAAACAAUCGUUAUUUCUCAUAAUAAUAAAUGAUAUAAAAAGAUAUAUAUUGUAUAAUUUGAUACGUGAGCGCAAUGUCGGGGCAUUUCGCGAUCUUACCGAAGUUCUUAGAAUAUAAAUCGACAUAAAUGUAUGCAUAAAUACAUGUGUCACUUUAUGCACGCCUUGCAUCCUCGUAUUAUACUCGAUGCAUUAAACAUCUCAUACAUUCAAACACACUACCACCAACAACAAGAACAAAUAAUUUUUUAAGAUUCAAUUAUUAUUUAAAUAGUACAGUUACAUUGUUAGUAUGAAUAACGACGCUUUUUAUACGAAUUUUAGUUUUUAACGUCGAUCUUAUGAUAUAUUAUAUGGUAUAAUGAUAAUGACAAUGGUAAUAACAAUAACGAUAAAUGAUAUCGAUAAUGGAACAGAUUAAAGAGAAAUAAGAAACAGCGCAAAUGAGAAAGAGAAUACGAAGAAAGAACGGAAGAGCGAGAGAAUGAGAGUGUACGAAAGAUUAUCGAAAGACAAAAAGAGUGUGUGUUUAAGUUAGAUGAUUGUCUAUAGUAUAAACGAAGGCAUACGUUAGGUAGCCUUGAUGCUAUUUAAACAGACUUAAUUAAUGUAUUGCAAAUGAAUUAAUAAAGUGUAAGCGAAGCGUGUAUCUGUACAGUGAAA
Apis laboriosa (Himalayan honeybee) is the source of this 12227-nucleotide messenger RNA. Its product is annotated as bromodomain adjacent to zinc finger domain protein 2B-like. Bases 1985 to 9211 code for a protein of 2408 amino acids. The record is from RefSeq and is a predicted model, not a curated record. The transcript has 32 exons. Gene Ontology annotation, molecular function: DNA binding; protein binding. Lineage: Eukaryota; Metazoa; Arthropoda; Insecta; Hymenoptera; Apidae.